Messenger RNA from Vitrella brassicaformis, 1526 nucleotides. Lineage: Eukaryota; Vitrellaceae. The record is from the annotation of a GenBank genome assembly.
UUUGCACUGAUGGUUCGCCUGCAUAUGCACGCACCUAUCCGUCUAUCUGUCGAACACCAUGGCUGAUACGACCGGCCCCAACACCACACGCGCCAGCCGAGUCGUCACCGGGAAGCGGCGCUUGAACGCAACACCCACACCAUCAGACACAUCCGGCUCGGUCGUGUACACAUCAACACUCACUGCCGACAACCGACAACACCAAACACAGCAGAUGGCACAUGCAACUCAUGCCGAGAGAGAGGUUUGUGCUGACCCGUGAAGGUGUUGUAGACGUCCUUGAUAGUGAUCCACGCGACGAAGGGAUGGCUGCUGUCGGUCAGCACGAGACGGCGGCACGAAACCGUGCCGGCACAGCGUGACGCUGUCGUAGUGCAUCCUUCAACUGGUGCGUGGGGGGACUGCCUGAGGAGGGUGUGCAGCCGAUCGUUGCCCGCAAACCUGACGAAUUACCGGACGCACAACAGACGCAUCACAGGAACAUUUAAAGGCCCGCGUGUCAUGAUCGCAUCCUACUAAGGACUCACCUGUCGAUUACUUUGGUCGUCAAGCUGGUCUGGUGGGAGUCACGGAAGUGGCAGAUGACGAUGCCCUUGGCGAACGACGACACAGACGAGUUCACGAUCGAAUAACGACCCCCCAGCCGCACCCAGCCUGUAUCCUCUGAGUAGGUGAUCCUGCUGCUGACUGGCGGGUUGUGGUCCUGUCCGUGUCGCUGGUACACGUCACCGACAAAGCCGUCGAACUCGAAGCCGUCCUGGUCUCUGAUGGCCCGCAGCCUCUCGCCGUCCUGGAACAACUGGAAGGUCACGCUGUUGCCGAAGUUGAUGUGGCGGCCGACCAUACAUAGGUGAGACAGCAUACGUGGCUCGGCCAAAUACGCCUGCACACCCAAGACAUGAACACAGGACCACACACACGAUGAGAGCCAUCCCGUUCCUCUCUUGUCUUUGCUUACCGUCUUGUGUGGGUAUUGGUGCAGAUCAUCAGCAGUGAGGGUGACGGGAAGCUGGCAGCAACCGCACUGCCCCGCCAGCUCAAUCACCUCGCAGAUCUCUCCCCAGCCGCCCAACUCAAUCACACACACUGCCGCCAGCAGCUCAGCCACACCCAACUGCUCAUCGUCGAACGUCAGCAGCUGUAUUGUUGGCCGUCCGUUGGCCGUUCGCCGCAGCCCCGCCUGUGUGCCGAGAGAGUGGCCGAGCCGCUGCCGCAGCUGAGGCGCUCCGAAGAGGUCGCUCAGCCAUGUGCAAACUGCCCUCAGACGCAGGACGUCACCGACACUGAGCAGAUAGAAGUUGCGCCGGCCGACGAAGAUGUAAGUGAAGGGUUGCUGCUCCUGCUGCUGCUGAGAGUGCUGCAUGCCUGGCAGCAUCCCUUGCUCGCCAAUUGGAGGGUCUGGAGGGCCGCAACGGGCUGGUCCGUUCUCCUGUACGGGCUUUGAGUCUGAGCCCCAAGAGAUUCUGCAUGCUGGUGUAUGCUGAUGACAAAGCGAAGGGCCGAAAGCGAUAGCUGAUGCGUCUGGG